This is a messenger RNA of Staurois parvus, 518 nucleotides long. The record is from the annotation of a GenBank genome assembly. NCBI's taxonomy places the organism in Eukaryota, Metazoa, Chordata, Amphibia, Anura, Ranidae.
GUCCCUGGAGGAUCGUAGAUGACUGUGGUGGAGCCUUCACCAUGGGUAUCAUUGGAGGAGGCAUUUUCCAGGCUGUCAAAGGAUUUAGAAAUUCUCCCCAAGGCAUUAAUCAUCGUAUGAAGGGCAGCUUAAAUUCUAUAAGAACUCGUGCGCCACAACUGGGAGGUAGCUUUGCAGUGUGGGGAGGCCUCUUCUCCAUGAUUGACUGCAGUCUGGUAAAGGUUAGAGGAAAGGAGGAUCCUUGGAACUCUAUCACCAGUGGAGCCAUGACUGGGGCAAUUCUGGCUGCCAGAAAUGGUCCUGUAGCCAUGGUGGGAUCCGCUGCAAUGGGUGGCAUACUUCUUGCUCUCAUAGAAGGAGCAGGUAUCCUGCUAACGCGAUUUGCCUCAUCACAGUUUGCAAACGGUAGGUUAAAUCGGUAUUACAAUGUAAUAGAUAUAACAAGGGUGGGUUUUACACAUACUACAGUACACAAUAACAAGUACUGUACCUGCAGUUGUGCAGAAAAACAGCAGUAA